This is a messenger RNA of Penicillium macrosclerotiorum, 6696 nucleotides long. Its product is annotated as DNA polymerase epsilon catalytic subunit POL2. The transcript has 3 exons. Gene Ontology annotation, cellular component: nucleus; epsilon DNA polymerase complex. Bases 1 to 6696 code for a protein of 2231 amino acids. Gene Ontology annotation, molecular function: DNA binding; zinc ion binding; single-stranded DNA 3'-5' DNA exonuclease activity. Gene Ontology annotation, biological process: nucleotide-excision repair, DNA gap filling; DNA replication; mitotic cell cycle. Lineage: Eukaryota; Fungi; Ascomycota; Eurotiomycetes; Eurotiales; Aspergillaceae. The record is from RefSeq and is a predicted model, not a curated record.
AUGCCUUCGCGCAAACCCAGCAAGUAUGGGAACAAAUUCCGAUCCAGUGAUGCAAGUUCAAAACCUCGACGGACGAAAACGGUCGAAUUCGGUGCCCUGCGCUCGACUGAAGCCACCUCCCAAGAUGAGAAAUUCGAGGCCAUCCGACUGGCCAACAGCAUCGAUGAGUCCCUAGGCUUCCCACGUUUCGAAGCUGGCGAGACCAGAGCUGGCUGGCUUAUAAACAUGCACAGCACCACACUCGAGGAUGCGAAUGUACAAGGAGGUCGAGCUGGUGUCGACUACUACUUCCUACAGGAUGACGGAGGCAGUUUCAAAGCAACUGUGGAAUACGAUCCGUAUUUCCUGAUUGCGGUCAAGAAGGGCUAUGAGAUGGAAGUUGAGGAAUGGUGUCGGAGAACCUUUGAAGGAUUGAUCAAAAGCUUCAAGCGCCUUGAUAAGGAAGAUCUAGACCUCCCCAACCAUCUUCUCGGGCAUCGCAGAGCAUUCAUCAGACUGAACUUUGCCAAUGUACCCAAUCUGCUGGAAGUUCGUAGAACACUUCUACCUCUUGCUGAAAAGAACAAGAAAAAUUCGAAUGUGAUGGAUGCAUAUGUCGAAAUGACCAGUGCAACUACUGGUUUCGACUUGUUUGAUGACGAAUUAAUUAAUGAGAAACGACCUAAUGGCAACAUGCAAGCGAGUGAUUUUAUUGUUGAUAUCCGAGAAUACGACGUUCCGUACCAUGUUCGAGUGUCUAUUGAUAAGGAUAUUCGAAUUGGAAAAUGGUAUAAUGUGGAGUCAAAGCAUGGUGUCAUCUCUUUGACCUGUUUAGAGGAACGACUUCAGCGUGCCGACCCCGUCGUCCUGGCCUUCGAUAUCGAAACCACAAAACUGCCCCUCAAAUUUCCUGAUGCCGUGAUCGAUCAAAUCAUGAUGAUCUCCUAUAUGAUUGAUGGACAAGGUUUCCUCAUUACCAAUCGAGAAAUUGUCUCUGAGGAUAUCAAUGACUUCGAGUACACUCCCAAGCCGGAGUAUAGUGGACCUUUCGUGAUCUUUAAUGAGCCAAAUGAAAGAGCUCUACUGGAGCGAUUUUUCGAGCAUAUUAAGAUCGCCAAGCCCACUGUCAUCGCGACAUACAACGGUGACUUUUUCGAUUGGCCAUUUGUGGAAGCAAGAGCAAGUGUUCAAGGCAUUGACAUGUACACCGAGACCGGCUUCAGGAAGAAUAGCGAAGAUAUCUACCAAAGUGACCACUGUGUCCAUAUGGACUGUUUUGCGUGGGUGAAUCGUGACAGUUAUCUUCCUCAAGGAAGUCGUGGUUUGAAAGCCGUCACGGUUGCGAAGCUGGGCUACGACCCCGACGAACUCGACCCUGAAUUGAUGACUCCGUAUGCAAGCGAACGACCUCAGACUCUGGCCGAGUAUUCGGUUUCCGAUGCCGUUGCAACAUACUACUUGUACAUGAAAUAUGUGCAUCCUUUCAUCUUCUCUCUCUGCACCAUCAUUCCUUUAAAUCCAGAUGACACGUUGCGCAAGGGUACCGGCACCCUGUGUGAAAUGCUGCUCAUGGUUCAAGCCUACCAGACUGAGAUUGUAUUGCCAAACAAACACAAAGAUCCUCCAGAGGCCUUCUAUGAAGGCCAUCUGCUCGAAUCAGAAACCUACGUCGGCGGCCAUGUUGAAAGUAUCGAAGCUGGUGUCUUCCGAAGCGAUAUUCCAGUCACCUUCAGCGUGGAUCCCAAUGCUAUUGACGAACUUCUACGAGACCUCGACCACGCUCUUAAAUUCAGUAUCGAGGUUGAGGAGAAGAAAUCCUUGGAUGAUGUCACAAACUUCGAUGAAGUCAAAGCGCAAAUCGCAGAGAAACUUGUUGAUCUGAAGAACAACCCAAGUCGGAAUGAGGUACCCUUUAUCUACCACUUGGAUGUCGCUUCCAUGUAUCCCAAUAUCAUGAUCACCAAUCGGUUGCAACCAGAUUCCAUGAUAGAUGAGUCCAAUUGCGCCGCUUGUGAUUUCAACCGACCAGGCAAAACGUGCGACAGGCGAAUGCCGUGGGCUUGGCGUGGUGAAUUUUUGCCUGCGAAGCGGGACGAGUACAACAUGAUAAAACGUGCUACUGCCAACGAGCGAUUCCCCAGUCGGACGAAGAAUGGUGCAUUGCGGUCUUUUGGAGAACUCAGUGUCGAGGAGCAAGCUGGUGUUGUCAAGAAGCGACUGCAAGAUUAUAGCAAGAAGAUCUAUCACAAAAUCCAUGACAGCAAAACUAUGGUUCGUGAAGCAAUCAUCUGCCAGAGAGAAAACCCUUUCUAUGUCGAUACGGUGCGAAGCUUCCGUGAUCGUCGUUACGAUUUCAAGGGCAAACAGAAGGUCUGGAAAAACAAAACCGAUUCUUUGCAGUCAUCCGGUGCAUCUGCUGCUGAAAUUGAAGAGGCCAAGAAGAUGAUCGUUCUUUUUGAUUCCCUGCAAUUGGCCCACAAGGUCAUUCUGAACAGUUUCUAUGGUUAUGUCAUGCGAAAGGGAUCUCGAUGGUAUUCCAUGGAGAUGGCUGGUGUCACUUGUCUCACAGGUGCGCACAUCAUUCAGAUGGCACGAGAACUCGUUGAGCGAAUUGGCCGGCCUCUGGAACUCGAUACUGACGGUAUCUGGUGUAUGCUUCCUGGGACAUUCCCGGAAAACUUCAGUUUCACCAUGAAAAAUGGCAAGAAAUUGGGAAUUUCGUAUCCCUGUGUCAUGCUCAACCACCUUGUUCAUGCAAAAUACACGAAUCAUCAGUACCAGGCACUUGUCGAUCCGGCUACAUUUAAGUACAAGACCGAGAGCGAAAAUUCCAUCUUCUUUGAAGUUGAUGGACCUUAUCGAGCAAUGAUCCUUCCAACAUCAAAGGAAGAGGAUAAGAACCUGAAGAAACGAUACGCUGUGUUUAAUCAUGAUGGAUCUCUGGCUGAACUGAAGGGUUUCGAGGUCAAACGAAGAGGAGAGCUGAAAUUGAUCAAGAUCUUCCAGACUCAGAUUUUUAAGUUCUUCUUGGAAGGCACCAACCUUGCUGAGACCUAUGCUGCAGUCGCUCGUGUCGCCGAUCGAUGGCUGGAUGUUCUAUACGAAAAGGGAUCAACAUUGGCGGACGAAGAGCUCAUCGACCUCAUUUCCGAGAACCGCAGCAUGACUAAGACCUUGGAGGAGUAUGGAAACCAAAAGUCUACAUCAAUUACCACUGCUAGACGUCUCGCUGAAUUUUUGGGCGAGCAGAUGGUCAAAGACAAAGGCCUGAACUGCAAGUACAUCAUCUCCGCGAGGCCACGAAAUACUCCAGUCACCGAACGAGCUAUUCCUGUUACAAUUUUCUCAGCCGAGGAGAGCGUGAAACGGUUCUUCCUGCGAAAGUGGCUCAAAGAUGACCCGGCAGAUAUGGAUCCCCGAAGUGUUAUUGACUGGGACUACUACCUUGAGCGUCUUGGGUCCGUGGUCCAAAAACUUAUCACUAUCCCCGCGGCCCUUCAAAAGCUUCGAAAUCCUGUUCCUCGUGUUGCUCAUCCAGAUUGGUUGCAGCGACGAAUCAACCAAAAAGAUGACAAAUUCAAACAGAAGAAGAUGACCGAUUUGUUUCAGAAGUCGGACAAGGCCCCGCUUUCAUCGAUCUCAGCCAAUAUUUUGGACCAUCGUGUUCAGCAUGCUGGUGAUAUGGAUGAAGUCAUUGCACAUUCAACCCAGAAGCUGAAGUCUUCUCCUGAUGGCAAGGUGGCUCAGAAAAGAAAACACCCAGAGGGAAUUAGCAAGACAGCCCUGGAUCCCUUUGCAAGCCUCCCUGCAGUUAUGCCAUCCAUUUCAGAGGACUACGAGGGCUUCCUCAAGUACCAGAAGCAAAAGUGGAAGAUCCAAAAGCAAGCACGGAUUCGACGUCGCCAGUUAUUCGGUGAACGUAUUAAUGUUGCCUCGGACUCAUUGAGCAAUUUCUUCCGGAAUCAGGCCCAAAUGCUCUAUAUCAGUACCUGGCAGGUAUUGCAACUAUGUGAAACUGGCCGACCAGGCAUUGUCCGAGCCUUUGUGCUCAUCGACCAGAAGAUCCAUGCACUUAAUGUCAAUGUUCCGCGGCAAUUCUUCGUGAAUUUGAAGCGUGAUUCUUUACCAGACAUCGAAGUACCGGACUGUGAUGUUGAGAAGGUGAAUCACACUUUACCAAAUGGACACCCUUCAGUUCAUCUGUUCAAGCUUUCGUUGUCCGAGGACAAGUUUCUCGAGGAGGCAGAUAAGAUGGAUGCCCUAUUCCAGCACCCUAGCAUUGAGGGUGUUUAUGAAAGAAACAUCACGCCGAGUAUCCGGGCUGUACUCAAACUAGGAAGCCAUUGUACUUUUGAUGAAGAGCAGCGAGGUGUUCUUGGAGAUGGAUUAGAAAAAGGGUUCGAUCUCUCUACUUUGCUUCACACUACAUCUGAUCAGCCAUAUCUCAUGGAUUCGCCCUUGGCAUAUCAUUAUUUGUAUCACGUGGCAUCUGGGGAUCGACAAGUUUUUGCCCUAUUUUCUACCACCCAGAAAGAGGCGCAUAUCGUCAUCCUCAACCGCACAAGAGAUGUCCAAGGCCUGCCAAAUGUCGAUAAAAUCUACGCAGAACUGCUUUCUCGGAAAAUGCAGGAUACAACGUCGGAUGGGUCACAAAAUGCCUUCGAAUACCAGGAUAAAAUCCAUUUCAAAACGACGCAGGUGAUGACUCGCCGAAAGGCUUAUCUGGAGGUUGGCGAUCUGGUUCGAAAAUUGCGGAGCGAUGAGUCUCAACCUGCUAUCCUAGUCAUCCAGUCCCAACAGAAAGACCGCUUGUGCCACGAUAUUCCUAUCUUGAAAGAGUAUCCGACUCUUUCGGUGAAACCCGAGGUUUCGGACAUGGAUCUGCCUCCACUUGGCUGGCAAUCAUUCAUUGCCCGGCGCCUUGUGACACAUUAUCUGUACCUUUCAGCUUGGGUUCAACACUUGACUCUUCUUGCUCGGUAUGGCGAUGUCCCACUUUGCAACCUGGAGACGGAUGACCCUCGGUAUCUUAUCGAUAUCUCGUAUGCAAGACGUCUCCAGCAAAGCAACGUUGUGCUAUGGUGGUCGAAGGGACCCCGACCUGAUCAUGCUGGAUAUGAAAAAGAUGAUAUCGUCGGCCCGCUGGAGAAGGUUAACAUGCCUUCAGUCAAUACACCAAGUGCUUACUCAACAGUGUGCAUCGAGCUUGAGGUUCGCAAUCUGGCAAUUAAUACCAUUCUCACUUCAUCCAUUGUCAAUGAGAUGGACGGGAACGACACGCUUCUUGCCCCCUCCGGAAAUGGGGGUGAUGAUUCUGGGGUCCUGUAUUCCGAAAAGGCAUUUGCUUCAGCUGGCGCUUUCGUGCUCCGAGACAUGGUGAAGCAUUGGUGGACCGAGGCUUGCGCUGGAAACAGCAUGGCCGACAUCAUGGUUCAGCAUUUGAUUCGAUGGGUAGAAAGCCCCGUUUCCUGUCUCUAUGAUCGAUCUCUACAUAAUUAUGUUCGGCUCCUCUCGCGCAAAUCUUUUCAGCGGUUGAUGGCAGAGUUUAGACGAGUCGGCUCGAACGUGAUUUUUGCCAGUCCGACACGCCUCUUACUUCAAACAACCAAGACCGAAGUUGGCAAUGCCUACGCUUACAGUCAAUAUGUGUUGAAGUCGAUCCGAGGCAACCCUCAAUUUCAUUUUGUUGAUCUCGAGAUUAAAGAGUACUGGGACUACCUAGUAUGGUACGAUGAAUACAACUACGGCGGUAAAGGCUGCCGUGAAGUCGUCGAGGCCGAGAAUCAGGAGCUCGAGACCGUGAUGCACUGGCAACUCAGCCGUCUUUUGCCAGCGCCCAUGCAAGCUAUCUUCCAUGACUGGGUGGUCGAAUAUAUUGAAUUGAUGCAUUCCUCAAAGCAUCCAGAUCUUCAAGAAAAUGAGAUCUCCUCGACCCCCCGCUUAACGCAAAUACCUAUUGGCAAGUCCAACAACGUGGAUGAUGAAGGUCUUACUGCUCUUCUCGCCGAGCGAUUCUCGAAGCCGUUGAAAAAACAGAUCUCUGGGCUCAUCCGCCGACAGCGGGAUGAGAUGCUCCAUCCUGAACUCGCAUCUGAUUAUGCAUUCCCGGUUCUGCCCGGUAUUCUGGUUGACCCUAAGGAAGACAAGCGGAACCCGGCCCUCGAGCUGGUGAAGCUGCUGAUGCAAGUCUUGAGUCUGUCCAAAACUACGACGCUGGAAUCUCGAUUGUUGCGACGCGAGUUGCUAGCCCUCUUUGAGGUCCGUGAAUUCAGCAAGGAGGGUCGAUUUGAAAACCCUAGCGCCAACCUGAAACUACCCGAGCUGACCUGUAACGCCUGCUGUCUCAUCCGCGAUCUCGACCUGUGCCGUGACGAAGAUGUCCUACCGGAUGCCGGCUCCGACAACAGCAAAACCCCUAAGCCCUGGCGCUGUCCUUUCUGUCAAACCGAAUAUGAUCGACUGGCCCAAGAAGAACUUCUCAUUGGUCAAGUGCAUGGCAUGGUCGCCGAAUGGCAAACCCAGGAUCUAAAAUGCUCCAAGUGCGGCACCCUCAAAGUCAGUGAGUUCAUGGAACAUUGCUCCUGUAGUGGUAAAUGGGCUGCAACCAUGGAUCUGAAGGAGGCCCAAAAGAAACUACGAGUGUUGCAGAGCGUCGCAAAGUUUCAUAGUCUACAGCUGCUGGAGAACGUUGUGGAGGAAGUCCUCGGCCAUAUGUGA